AAAAAAAAAAAAACGAAGAAAACAGUAACAAUUGAAUUGUGUGAUUUGCGGUGUGUGAGUGUGUAAGCUAAUGAACAAAGCAUGAGGAAUUGGAUGAGCAUGGCGAUGGGUACAGUAUCAAACUCCACACUUUUUCUAUCCUUUGCAUCACCCAUUCACAAAACCAUAAUCCCCUUUUCUCUCACCAAAACGUCGCCGUAUCUCAUUUCUCGGCGCACCUUUUCUGUUUCCUCCCUUCCUUCUCUCUCCGCCGACAGCAACUUCAACUUCUCUCAUUCUGGAGAUGGAAAUGGCGUUGCAGUUUCAACGAGAAGUUCGAAAGUGCUUCUUAAAGGGAUGACUUACCCUGAACUUGAAAAAUGGGUUCAAUCACAUGGAUACAGACCAGGGCAGGCCAUGAUGUUAUGGAAGCGUAUGUAUGGAAAUGACAUUUGGGCGCAUCAGAUUGAUGAGUUGGAAGGUUUGAACAAAGAUUUCAAGAAGAUGUUGAGUGAAAAAGCAGAUUUCAAGGCACUUGCGGUGAAAGAUAUUCACACAGCGAGUGAUGGAACUAGGAAGAUUUUGUUUACGUUAGAUGAUGGGAUGGUCAUAGAAACAGUCAUCAUACCUUGUGAUAGAGGCAGGACUACUGUGUGUGUUUCCAGUCAAGUUGGAUGUGCCAUGAAUUGUCAAUUUUGCUAUACUGGAAGAAUGGGUCUUAAGAGACAUCUUACUGCUGCAGAAAUAGUCGAGCAGACCGUUUUUGCCAGACGGCUAUUCACAAGUGAAGUUGGUUCCAUCACCAAUGUUGUAUUUAUGGGCAUGGGGGAACCACUUCAAAACAUUGAUAAUGUCAUUAAAGCUGCAGAUAUUAUGGUGGAUGAGCAAGGGCUUCAUUUCAGCCCCCGCAAGGUCACUGUUUCAACCAGUGGACUUGUUCCGCAGCUCAAACGUUUCCUCCACGAAUCCAACUGUGCGUUGGCUGUUAGUUUGAACGCAACAACCGAUGAGGUAAGAAACUGGAUCAUGCCUAUAAAUCGAAAGUAUAAACUGGACUUGCUUCUUGAGACACUUCGGGAGGAGCUUUGCUUGAAACACAACUAUAAGGUUCUAUUUGAGUAUGUGAUGCUUGAAGGUAUUAAUGACAGCAAUGAAGACGCAGAGAGGCUUAUCAAGCUUGUGAAGGGCAUCCCUUGCAAGAUCAAUCUCAUCACAUUCAAUCCGCAUAGUGGAUCCUUCUUCAGACCAACAAAAGAGGAAAGGAUAAUUGAAUUCAGAAAUUUGCUAGCUGAGGGAGGAUGCAGAGUCUUUUUAAGACCCAGUAGAGGCGAUGAUCAGAUGGCUGCGUGCGGUCAGUUAGGCAAGCCCGGCACCAUUCAAGCUCCGUUGCUCCGUGUACCUGAGCAAUUCCAAAUGGCAGUUGGAAGUUCAAUGUGAUUCUUUUCAGCUACAAAUUUGUUUAGCAGUUGUUAGUGAGCUUCCAUAAGGCACUUGUGACUUCAUAUUGAAAAUGGGAUGGAAUGAAGUGUCCAUGGUUGACAGCAUACUGAGAAUACAGGACCUGACAGGUUAACAAGGUUAUAUGUUCAUUUCCAUAUUGCACCUCUCCACUUCACAAUUAGUUGUUGAUUUUAUAAACGUGAAGGGCUCAAAUUUCUGAUGUUGGUGGAUUUUAACAUGAAAUGACCAGAAAGGAGCAUUAUGUUUAAUUAUUAUUUAUAUCACGUUUUAAUCCAUAGUUUAGUUCCUUUUAAUUUUAUAUUUGAAGAAAUAUUGGGAAACUUAUGUGGAUUGCUUCAAUUUAAAAGUUGCUAAUGUUAUUAACUUAUGUUCAAGUA
Cicer arietinum (chickpea) is the source of this 1817-nucleotide messenger RNA. RefSeq lists its product as uncharacterized. Gene Ontology annotation, molecular function: RNA methyltransferase activity; iron-sulfur cluster binding. The record is from RefSeq and is a predicted model, not a curated record. Gene Ontology annotation, biological process: tRNA methylation; rRNA base methylation. NCBI's taxonomy places the organism in Eukaryota, Viridiplantae, Streptophyta, Magnoliopsida, Fabales, Fabaceae.